This is a messenger RNA of Parathielavia appendiculata, 3186 nucleotides long. Its product is annotated as AMP-binding enzyme. The coding region runs from base 72 to 3107 and encodes 1011 amino acids. The transcript has 7 exons. NCBI's taxonomy places the organism in Eukaryota, Fungi, Ascomycota, Sordariomycetes, Sordariales, Chaetomiaceae. The record is from RefSeq and is a predicted model, not a curated record.
CGGAAAGCCAUUCAAUAUUCGUCCCAUUAGUUCAAGCACUUGUGUCCGACUCUUUAGAAUUGGAACCUCAGAUGGCUGAAGAGACGCUCGACAACGGUCGAGCUGUGCCGAAGCGAUUCACUACCGGGCCCACCGUGCCAUGCCCCUUUUCCACUGUCACAGCUGCGAUACGACAAGCUGCCAGCAGCUACCCGGACUCGGUUGCUGCCAUUGACCUCUCCCAGGCCGUCCGACGAGAGAUUUCGUACGUUCAGCUGGAGGUCCGGGCUCGACGGCUGGCUCAACGCCUCCGGAGGGCUGGUGUUGGCCCGGGAGACCGGCUGCCGCUGGUGGUGAGGCGCGGCAUUGAGAUGCUCGUCGGCAUCUUAGCUAUCCUGCUGUGCGGCGCCCAGUAUGUGCCGCUGGAUGGUGGAAUCGUCACUGAGGCCACAAUGCAGACCGUCAUCUCGCAGUCGGGCGGCCGUGUGGUUGUCUGUACAGCAUCCACGAGGAGCCGUUGGCAGCAGACAGAUUCCGAAAUUGUUCGAGACUGCCGCUAUCUGUGUGUUGAAGAUGGCGCCGAUGAUGCAGAGGAGGCGGUCGAUGCCAUCGAUCUCGCUACGCCUGGGAGUGGCUGCUAUGUGAUAUAUACGUCAGGGACGACAGGAACACCUAAGGGUGUUGAUGUUACACAUGCCAACGUCACGAACUUGGUGUGUUCGUCACCAGGCGACCUGGGGAUUCGGCCAGGGAUCAGGGUGGGCCAAGUCCUGAACAUCAGUUUUGACAUGGCUGCCUGGGAGAUUUUCGCCUGUCUCUGCAAUGGAGGAACUCUCGUGCUGCGUGGCUCAGAUUGGGCACCAACGCUGAAAGAGAUCGACGUUCUGAUAUGCACCCCCUCGAUUCUGUCUCGCCAUUCACCGGAGGAGUUCCCCAAUAUCAAGGUUGUUGCGACUGCGGGAGAGCCAAGUAAUCAGCUCCUUGCUGAUAAGUGGGCAAAACACGGCGCCUAUUACAACUGCUGCGGGCCCACCGAGACCACAAUCGUCAACACCAUGCUCCGGCACCGGCCGGGGGAACCACUGACGAUCGGUAAACCCACGCCAAACAACUCGGUAUAUAUACUCGACGACGAUCUACGGCCGGUUGUUGUAGGCCAGGUCGGUACGUUGUGGGCCGGUGGUCGAGGAGUCUCCCGGGGCUACGUCGGUUUGCCGGAUAUGACGGCUGCAAAGUUCCGCCAGGAUCCGUUUGCCGGCGACGGGUCGAUGAUGUAUAAUUCGGGGGAUCUCGGUCGGUGGCUUGCCUCCGGGGAGAUUGAGGUUUUGGGCAGGAGGGACGACCAGGUCAAAGUUAAGGGGUUCCGAGUUGAACUAGAUGGUGUCGCACAUGUCAUGGCGGCGGCACCGAGCGUUCAGAAUGCGUACGCGGUGCUCGUCGACGGAGAGAUUCACGGCUUCCUUCACCCAGAAAACUGCGACACACAGCAGGUGAUGCAACAAGUCGAGAAAGUUCUCCCAUACUACUCCCGCCCAGUGCACCUACACACCAUCGCCUGCAUUCCCCUCACCCAGAACGGAAAAGUCGACAAGGCCGCGCUACGGGCCAUUGCCGUCGGACGGAAUAGUCCCAGAGAAACUACCGGCUCAUACACCGAAUCCGCACCCACUCACCCCGACUUAGAGCUGGGAAUUGUCGACUCCAAGGAGAAGGGCUCCAUCGGUACGUCCAGCGGGGGAUCUAGCUCGAUUCUGGACCUCAGCCGUCCAAUCGCGCAGAUGGGCAUCAACCUCGAAGGCGACCUUCCGGACAAGGACAGGCAGAAGUUCUUCAGGAACCUUGUGCAUCGAGUGUUCAUUCCGUACCGUUUCCUGCUGAUGCUGGUGUACCUGGGCAACUUUGGAGCCUUGGCUUCCAUGUAUGUCAACGGCAUCAACCGCGCCUGGAUUGGGUAUAUGAUCGCCAUUGACCUUCUCCUCGCGGUGCUCAUCCGCCAGGACAUGAUCAUCAACGCGCUGUACACGAUCUUCUGCUCAAUCCCUACAUGGUGGCCCCUUUGGAUCCGGGCAUCUUGCGCCAAAAUAUACCACCUCGGCGGCGUCCAUGCUGGCGCGGCCACCUGGUCCAGCUUGUGGCUUUUGGCGGCGAACAUCAGUGAUGUGUACUGCUUCUCCAGCCGCUCGUGCGGCAGCAGCUAUCCGUACCACUCGACGGCCUUCCAGGUCGUUUCGUGGAUGUUGACCGUCCUCUUCGCCAUCAUGCUCGCUUUCGCUCUGCCGCAAUUCCGGACCAAUCAUCACGACUUCUUCGAGCGCUCGCACCGCUUUAUUGGCUGGACCAUGCUCGGUCUGUUCUGGGUGCAGAACUUCCUUGGCGUCGCCGACGCGGCCACGUCCACAUCGUCGUCAUACGCAUCAGGGAUGGUGUCAGCGCCAGGCUUCUGGAUCUUGGUCGUCGCCACCCUCAGCAUCGCGAGCUCCUGGUUUUGGUUGCGCAAAGUGCGAGUCGCUUCCGAGGUGCUCUCCAACCACGCCAUCCGGCUGCACUUCGACUACACGGUCCCGGUCAACGGCACCUUCACACGCCUGUCGUUCCGGCCGCUGCUGGAGUGGCACUCGUUCGCGACGGUGCCGGCGCCCGAAUCGCAGCGUGGCUACCCGGCCGGCUACUCGCUGGUGGUGUCCAACGCGGGCGACUGGACGCGCGCGUGCAUCCAAAAGGCCCCGACACACGUGUGGGUGCGCGGCCUGCCGACGUGCGGCGUCAUGCGCAUCGCCACUCUCUUCAACCGCAUCGUCAUCGUCGCGACCGGCUCCGGAAUAGGGCCCCUGCUGGGCCACAUCCAGCAGCCGACCUGCGCCACCGCGUGCCUCUGGAGCACCAAGGACCCCGUCAAGACAUACGGCAGCGACGUGGUGGACCUGGUAAAGAGGCAGAUACCUGGAGCUGUCAUAUGGGAUACCACUGCGCAGGGAAGACCGGACAUGGUGAAGCUGAGUUAUAAUAUGGCCCGUAGUUUUCGAGCUGAGGCCGUGAUUAUUAUUGCGAACCGGAAGAUUACAACCAAGGUUUGUUAUGGGCUUGAAACACGAGGCGUGCAUGCCUACGGCGCGAUUUGGGAUAGUUAAAGGGGCCUCUAGGUGGAAAAUGGGUUUGAGGCGCGGUAGAUUACCCUAAUCAACCACCCCUUUUCCUCACGAAUUUGUG